This is a messenger RNA of Euleptes europaea (tarantolino), 1867 nucleotides long. RefSeq names its product tumor protein p63 (gene TP63). Lineage: Eukaryota; Metazoa; Chordata; Lepidosauria; Squamata; Sphaerodactylidae. Gene Ontology annotation, cellular component: nucleus. Gene Ontology annotation, molecular function: RNA polymerase II cis-regulatory region sequence-specific DNA binding; protein binding; DNA-binding transcription factor activity, RNA polymerase II-specific. The record is from RefSeq and is a predicted model, not a curated record. The coding region runs from base 95 to 1855 and encodes 586 amino acids. The transcript has 12 exons. Gene Ontology annotation, biological process: protein tetramerization; regulation of transcription by RNA polymerase II; apoptotic process.
GGUCUCGUUGGGGGUGGGGGGCCCUGGUGGGAAAGAAGGACGCAUCCUGGAGCCAGAGGAGAGGACGGCGGCCCUGCUUAACCUCACUGCUAGCAUGUUGUACCUGGAGAAUAAUGCCCAGUCCCAGUACAGUGAGCCGCAGUAUACCAACCUGGGGCUCCUCAAUAGCAUGGACCAGCAGAUCCAAAAUGGCUCCUCCUCCACCAGCCCCUACAACACAGAGCACGCUCAGAACAGCGUCACGACGCCCUCGCCCUACGCCCAGCCCAGCUCCACCUUCGAUGCCCUCUCGCCUUCCCCGGCCAUCCCUUCCAACACAGACUAUCCGGGUCCUCACAGCUUCGACGUAUCAUUUCAACAAUCCAGCACAGCCAAGUCCGCAACGUGGACGUACUCUACCGAACUGAAGAAGUUGUACUGCCAGAUCGCCAAGACGUGUCCCAUCCAGAUCAAGGUGAUGACGCCCCCGCCGCAGGGGGCCGUCAUCCGCGCCAUGCCCGUGUACAAGAAAGCCGAGCACGUCACCGAAGUGGUGAAACGGUGUCCCAAUCACGAGCUCAGCCGCGAAUUCAACGAGGGUCAGAUUGCUCCUCCCAGUCACCUGAUCAGAGUGGAAGGAAACAGCCAUGCCCAGUACGUGGAGGACCCCAUUACGGGGAGACAGAGCGUCCUCGUGCCCUACGAACCUCCGCAGGUGGGCACCGAAUUCACGACUGUCUUGUACAACUUCAUGUGCAACAGCAGCUGCGUCGGGGGCAUGAACAGGCGCCCCAUCCUCAUCAUUGUGACACUGGAAACAAGAGACGGGCAAGUUCUGGGGCGUCGGUGCUUCGAGGCUCGGAUCUGCGCCUGCCCAGGCAGGGACCGCAAAGCCGACGAGGACAGUAUCCGGAAGCAGCAAGUCUCUGACAGUACAAAGAACGGUGAUGGUACGAAGCGCCCUUUCCGGCAGAGCACCCACGGGAUCCAGAUGACAUCUGUCAAGAAACGGCGCACCCCAGAUGAUGAGCUUUUGUACCUGCCUGUGCGCGGCAGGGAGACCUACGAAAUGCUGCUGAAGAUCAAGGAGUCCCUAGAGCUGAUGCAGUACCUCCCCCAGCACACGAUCGAGACGUACCGGCAGCAGCAGCAGCAGCAACAUCAGCACCUGCUGCAGAAGCAAAGUUCCAUCCAAUCUCAGUCUUCGUACGGGUCCGCCUCCCCUCCGCUCAGCAAGAUGAACAGUAUGAACAAGCUGCCCUCAGUCAGUCAGCUCAUCAACCCACAACAGCGCAACGCCCUGACGCCCACAUCGAUCCCAGACAGCAUGGCGGCAAACAUUCCUAUGAUGGGGGCCCACAUGGCCAUGGCAGGGGACAUGAACGGACUCAGUCCCACGCAGACGCUGCCCCCGUCCCUCUCCAUGCCGUCGACAUCCCACUGCACCCCGCCUCCCCCCUACCCGACAGACUGCAGUAUUGUCAGUUUCUUAGCACGGCUGGGCUGCUCGUCCUGCGUGGAUUAUUUUACGGCGCAAGGGUUGACCACCAUCUAUCAGAUUGAACACUACUCCAUGGAUGAUCUGGUGAGCCUCAAGAUCCCGGAGCAGUUCCGCCACGCCAUUUGGAAAGGCCUCCUGGACCACCGGCAGAUCCACGACUUCUCCUCCCCGCCCCACCUCCUGCGCACGCCCAGCGGUGCCUCCACCGUCAACGUGGGCUCCAGCGAGACCCGCGGGGAGCGGGUGAUCGACGCCGUGCGCUUCACGCUCCGCCAGACCAUCUCCUUCCCGCCCCGCGAUGAGUGGAGCGACUUCAACUUCGACUUGGACGCCCGUCGCAAUAAGCAGCAGCGGAUCAAGGAGGAAGGAGAGUGAAGGGGGUGUUGU